AUGGCCUACUAUCUGGGCCGGCAAUGGGAGCGCGGCGCGGUCCAUGGUGAGGGUGCAAUAGACGGAGAUGCUGAUGCCGGGCAGACAGGUGCAUUGGCUCUAGUUGCUCCGGACAAUCAGGCGGAGCUCGUUGAACAGGACGAGGACUUGGAAACCACCGUGGCCAAGAUUUCCUUCCAAAUGGAUGAGGCCGAGCUGGCAGACACACCCUGGCGCCGGGCGGGAACCAAUCUGUCCGACUUCUUCAACUUCGGUAUGAGCGAGGAUGAGUUCAAGGAAUACGUGAUGCGCCGUGGGGUCCGGGUGCGGCUGGAGGCCAAGGGUCGCCGGAAGAUCGAGCGCCUGGAAGGGGGGCGCCGGCAAUGCAAGGCAGCGGCAGAUGGAAGACGCGGCCAGGAAAAAACAUCCCCCAAGUGCGAAGGGCAGGCAACUCGCCGUCACGGCGCCGCUGUUCUCAAACUCGGAGAUCGUUCCCUGGCAGUGCUUGACAAGGAGCUGGCGGAGCGUGUUGUCCUGGUCUCCGGCUUCGAUGUGCGUCUGGUUCGAAUCAACUCAAAGAUGGACCACUACCACGUUCUUCAGGGUCUUCAGGAUCCGUGUGAUGAAGGCGAGACCUCGGAGACAUUCUACUGCUACCAGUGCUGGGGCGAGACCGGCACCCCCGGCAACAAAAAGCUCGAUGGCCCUUUCUCUGACAGGGAGAUGCGGGAAGCUUUUGCCGGAGUGUUCGAGAAACGGACCGGAAGUGCUUGGGGAAGUCUGAAGCCAGGAGACAAGGUCGCCCAUGGAAAUUUCUGGUGGCAGCAGGUGAGUGCUGUGGAUGAGCAAGCCCUCUGGCAGUACUAUGUGCACGACGGGGUGGAUGGCAAGAGACGCGGCUGGUAUCCGUACGAGGACGAUGCUUCUGCUCUGGUGGAAGAGAUGUUUGCGCAGCACGUGAGCAACGACCAGGAGAAGCGUACAGCGAUCAGGACGGUGUCUUCAGGCUACUUCUCCUACAGAAUCGACUUGGAGGCCAUGACGCAGGAGAAUGCCAGGACCGGCAAGGUCCGUGCCAUCCGGCGUUUCACGAAGACCGUGAUGGAGAAGUCCGCGAAGAAGCGGGCUGCCAAGAGGUCGCCAGCCGAUCGCAAGAAAGUGGCGAAGACGAUUCUGAAGACGAAGAGCAAGCCCAAAGCAAGGGAGCCCAGCAAGACCAGGAAGACCAGCAAGCCCAGCAAGCCCAGCAAGGCAGCCAAGGCCAAGGCCCCCAAGGUCAAGGUGGCAACAGGCAAGGAUGCCAAGGCCCAGGUCUUCCAGGGCAAGUUCACCCGGACCUCUACCGGCCUCAAGAAGAGAGACCUCAAGAAGAACAAGUACGGAAAGGUGGUGAGCAAGAGGCUUUCCGAAGCAGGCCGGAAGAACUUCGCUCGGGUUGCUUGCUGGAUUGCCGCCUGCCAGAAAGCCCGGGAUGAGCUUGGCAUUACCGGCUUCGUUGCAAUCCGAAAGGACACGGAACUCUACAAGAAGGCAAAGGAGCUUUGUCCUCACGUGGAGCCACACGUCCUCGGGAAAGCAAAACGGCUUAUGUACCUUCGCGGCGGCUGGAAAGCAGCAGCGUCCCGCAGCGGAGGUAUGGCCGCUCGAAUUCGCCAGACUCCGAUGCUAGGCGAGAACUUCUGUCAGCUCCGUGUUUUAGUCACACAUGUCACAACAACUGCCAUAGUCACUUUCUUAGACGUCCUUUUCAGUGUGCGGCGAAGGGCCAUGCUGGGAAUUGCAAGCUACGACUCGGACGAGGAGCCCCCAGCAGCCCCUGCUGCCGAAGCAGUGCCCGCGGCAGCGGAACCGCCCGCAAAGCGGCAGCGUACAGAAGAACCUGCCGCCGACCUUGCGCCGAAGACGCUGGCAAGGCCAGAGCUUCCGACACGCGUGCGAGAGCAGAAGCUGCGGGAGAUCAAGCGGGAGAUUUCCCUGGCCAAGAGUGCGACGGCAGUCGUGCAGGUUGUGCGGCAGAACCUGAAAGACUGCUGGGAUGCGCGCUGGGGGGCAGAGGCGCUGUACCAGGUUGCCAAGCGAUCCACAGCGAGGACGCGACAGGAGUGGGCGGAAGAUAAGGCAGUCUUGAAGCUGGCUGAGAAGCUGAAGGAAGACGAGUCGCAGGAUCAGAAGUCGAUCAUAGAGCACGUCGUCUCCCUGAUGGUCGCUCGCAGCUGGCGGUCUCCUGCCAAGAGCCUCGCGCGGCUUUUCUGGCUCGGUGCGCCCUUGAAGAGCGAAGGCUCGCUGAAGGAGCACUUCGAGUCGAAGGCUCUGCCCUCGCUGCUCCGCUCGAAGCAGAUGGACCUUGAUGGGCCAGACUUGGCACUGAUCUUGGCCGCCAUGAAGGGCGAGAAGGGUGUGAAGGACACCGCCCUCCAGUCGAAGGUGGUGCUGCGACUGAAGGAGAAAGGCAUCCAUCGUGGCCUCUCGGCAACUGACAUUGUGGAGAUGGCGGAGUGUCUUCAGGACCUGGGAGUGCAAGAUCAGGCGGCCUUGAGGCCCUUGGGCCAGGAAGGCCUGCGCCGGCGAGGCGAGCUGACUCCUGACGAGUCCCAUCGCAUCCACACCGCAUUCCAGGCGAUGAAGCAGCCGCUUCCGCUCCUCAGCUUUGGUUUCGGAGUGCUCGCCGUCUCUUGUCAGCUUGAACCUGCCGGGCGAAGCGAAGCUCUUGAGACUCCAAGGCAGGUCUGGGACAAGCCAGGCAGCACGAAGACGAAGCAGACAGACAAUGGCAAGGUCACCACGCAGGUUCGACAUGGAUCGCACGUCUCGAAGCCAGACCAAACGCUUGCUUUGCAGGCCUUCGCCUUGCAAGACGGGCAUGAAAAGAAGCGGCACGGAAACAACGAUGCUUGGCAGUGCUUAGUAUCUGCACUUCAGCUGGAUUCUGCGGUCUCGCUUCAUGGUGCUCUUUUACAGUGCACCGAUUUUUUGAUAAAUCGGAUUUGCCAGCAGCGCCUGAGCUCAGUGGGUCUGUGGCAAGACUUGGAAGCGCCACUCCUGGCCAAGCAGGAUAAGACAUCGAGCGAACGUGGAUCCGGCAUCUUGGCCUCUGCAGGAUGGUUCUGUCAGCCUUUCACGACCUGGCAGGUGGAUGAUGCAGCAAGCACUGCAACAGCCAGCACGCCUUCGCGGCGCAGGCAAGUUGCUUUUGUCGUCGCGCCGAUUGUCUUCGUGGCUGCUCUGCUUGGCGUCUGUGGACUGGCCGGGCUUUUCUCGGCGCCGGAUCUUGGUAGCAGGGCCCUGAUCAAGUCGAUCCGAGGCACCAAAGACAGAUGUGAGGAGGCCGGCGAGGUCCUGCCGGGCCGAUUCCGCCCGCGCUGCACCGAGGACGGAAAUUGGGCUUCGCAUCAGUGUGAUGGCAGCACCGGCAUGUGCUGGUGCGCGGACAAGGCUGGACAACUGCUGGAGGGAACUCGCGGCAAGCCUGGCAAGGGGCCAAGGCACAAGGCCGAAUUGCAGGACUGCAUGCCAGCCCAGCCGCCCAGCCUCCCGAAAGUGAGUGAAUUUGUCGUGAACAGCCCAUAUGCCCAGCAAGCCCUGAAGGCAGGCAUUUUAAGCUUUUUCGGCGGCGGUUCGAAACAAGAUCCUUCGCAUGCCGACGAUGAUGAGGACGUUCCAGAAGCUACCCGGAGAUACAAGAAGUUCAGAAAGCAUGAGGAGUUGUUUGCUGCUUCCAUUCCCGACAGCUGGGUGGCUCCCGAGCUGCUGGAGAUCGUCCGAGCUUGCAAGUCUGGCUUCAAUUGCGAGCCCCGUGAAAUCUGUCCACAUCUCCGCGAGGAGGUGGCGGGUGUGUACUCGUUCCCGUGCUUCACGAAAGACUUCAUCUCUUGCUUCAACGAGGAGAUUGCUAGCUUCUACUCAUCCGGCAUCCCAGCGCGGCGCCCGAAUUCCAUGAACAACUACGGUGUCAUCGUGAACGAGAUCGGAAUGCGACCACUGAUCACAGAGUUCCAGCAAAAGUAUAUUUGGCCA
This is a messenger RNA of Symbiodinium necroappetens, 3993 nucleotides long. Lineage: Eukaryota; Dinophyceae; Suessiales; Symbiodiniaceae. The record is from the annotation of a GenBank genome assembly.